Molecule: messenger RNA, 1590 nt
Organism: Pteropus alecto (black flying fox)
Lineage: Eukaryota; Metazoa; Chordata; Mammalia; Chiroptera; Pteropodidae
Gene: CSRP1
Product: cysteine and glycine rich protein 1
Exons: 5
Coding region: 8-589 (193 amino acids)
Biological process (GO): sarcomere organization; muscle tissue development
Cellular component (GO): nucleus; cytoplasm; Z disc
Molecular function (GO): structural constituent of muscle; actinin binding
Source: RefSeq, a predicted model, not a curated record
UUGCAGAAUGCCGAACUGGGGAGGAGGCAGGAGGUGCGGGGUUUGCCAGAAGACCGUGUACUUCGCCGAGGAGGUUCAGUGUGAAGGCAACAGCUUCCACAAGUCCUGCUUCCUGUGCAUGGUCUGCAAGAAGAACCUGGACAGCACCACGGUGGCCGUGCACGGCGAGGAGAUCUACUGCCGGUCCUGCUACGGCAAGAAGUAUGGACCGAAGGGCUACGGCUACGGGCAGGGCGCGGGCACGCUGAGCAUGGACAAGGGGGAGGCCCUGGGCAUCAGGCCUGAGGGGGCCCCUGGCCACAAGCCCACCACCAACCCCAACGCCUCCAAGUUUGCCCAGAAGAUGGGGGGCUCCGAGCGCUGCCCCCGGUGCAGCCAGGCGGUCUAUGCUGCUGAGAAGGUGAUUGGCGCUGGGAAGUCCUGGCAUAAGUCCUGCUUCCGAUGUGCCAAGUGUGGCAAAGGCCUCGAGUCGACCACCCUGGCCGACAAGGAUGGCGAGAUUUACUGCAAAGGAUGCUACGCGAAAAACUUUGGGCCGAAGGGCUUUGGCUUCGGGCAGGGAGCGGGGGCCCUGGUCCACUCCGAGUGAGGCGGCGCCCACACCCGCCCUGUGCACCCGCUCGCCACUCCCUCCCCGCAGCCUCGGUGACCCCGGGACUCCUCGCUUAGCCCUGACACUUGUCACCAGGGGCUGGAACUUGGUGCCCAGUCCCCGUUGUUGGGGGGUCUGCCAGAGACCCAUCCUCUCGGGGGCUCCCCUGCCUGGUGCCACUCACCAGCUGGAGCCUUGGUGGGACAGCCCUCCCCCUACCCCCUGCCCCAUAAGCCUCUGUUCUUAGCCUCCGAGGCUGAAUGUCCACCAUCAGCCGGCCAAGACCCUGAGCCCACAUCUCCCAGGCCAGCAGGGAGGGAGGCGGGGCCAAGGCGGGCCAGGGAGGCUCAGGUGUCCUGGACCCCAGAGAUUCUCCUCUGUAGGAAAGAAGGUUGCUUUUUGGUGUCCCCAGAAUAGGCCUAGGGAGUCCCAGCUUGGGAGUCACGGUGGGGAACAGGCAGGCAUGUAGACAGGGUCGUGGACUGUCGCGGCCAGUUGCUUCUGGAGGCCCUGGCCUCGGAGGCUGUGGGGGACGGUGUCCUCCCCUCGGGAUGGGAGAACAGCCAGGUCUGAGAACCCCAGCACCGAGUCCCCUGGGACGGGGUCCUGAUGAAACACCCCAGCACGUACUCCUGUUCACCAGGGGCCCAAAUCGAGGGCAGCCCGCUCCGCCCUGGACCCGGAGCCCCGAGGUGGCAGUGGCAGCCCUGCUGUCCCCACACGGCCCGGGCCAGUUCUGUCCCUGCUCCGGCCACGCCUGCCUGACCCUCAGAGGCGGACGGGGACACCGCGUUGGUCUCCCCGGACGCCCCUCCGCUCCCACCCCACGCUGCCCAGGGACCUUCCUGGCCACGUCACCCCUCCCUUCCAGGCCCCCAGCAGCAGCAGCAGGAGCGAGGCCGAGGGGCCUGGUGGCUCCCCCCUCACCUGAAGGGCUGUAGGCACGGGCUGUAUUCAAGCUGAUCCCUCACCUGGUCAAUAAAAGCGGUUAGAACAGA